AUGCAUACCACCUUCCCAUUGCUCUCCCUCCUGCUGCCCACCCUCAUCACCGCCAUCCCCAACGGCGCCGCCAAACACGCCGCCCACAAACACCUCCACAAGCACUCCAAGCAACAGCACCAGUCCGUCCGCGUCGCCGAGGCCUACGUCGGCAAGGAGCCGCGCGACCAGCAGUCCGGCGAGCAGUCCACCAACUGGGGCCCCGACGGCGGCGAGGAGAACGACUACGUCGUCCUCUCCAAGAAACACCACGAUUACCACCGCAGUAAUCACGGCUGCGACUUUGUGGAAUGGGAUUGGGACUUGGCGUACGAGGCGCAGCAGAUUGCGAAUUCGUGCGUCUAUGCACACAACCA
This is a messenger RNA of Lecanosticta acicola, 356 nucleotides long. Lineage: Eukaryota; Fungi; Ascomycota; Dothideomycetes; Mycosphaerellales; Mycosphaerellaceae. The record is from the annotation of a GenBank genome assembly.